Orycteropus afer afer is the source of this 1197-nucleotide messenger RNA. It is a transcript of the gene CIDEA, whose product is annotated as cell death inducing DFFA like effector a. Lineage: Eukaryota; Metazoa; Chordata; Mammalia; Tubulidentata; Orycteropodidae. The record is from RefSeq and is a predicted model, not a curated record. Gene Ontology annotation, cellular component: lipid droplet. Gene Ontology annotation, biological process: regulation of apoptotic process; lipid storage; apoptotic process.
AUGGAGACCGCCCGGGACUGCGCCGGAGCCCUCCUAAGGCGAGUGCCGCGCCCGCAGCCAUGCUGGGACAUCGCGCGCCUGUGUCCCGGCUCCUCCCGCUCCCUGCGUUCCCCACGCUUCUCGGUCCCUACGUCCUGCGCCUGCAGGUUCUGUGUGUUUGCUCGACCUGGCCAAGUCAGAAACCGCUGCGUGUCCCCUGUCCCUUUCGUCUGGCCGCAUGUGCCAGGAGUGGCGCUGCGGAGGUGUGUGGAAGUCCGGGAUGGCUAUCUUGAGGGCAGCAGAGGACCAGAAAUGAUUGCUGCCUUGUCUUGUCAGAAGUCAAAAGACAAUAUGAACUCUGAAUUUGUAACCUACGCUGGGUUACCAAAGCCCCUGUCAUUUAUGGGGUCACAAACAAAGAGAGUCCUGUUUAAUCCCCUCAUGCAUUCAGCUCGUCCUUUCCGAGUCUCAAACCAUGACCGGAGCAGCCGGAGGGGAGUGAUGGCCAGCAGCCUGAAGGAGCUCAUCAGUAAGACCCUGGAUGCCCUAGUUAUCACUGCCGGGAUGGUCACUUUGGUGCUGGAGGAAGAUGGCACAGUGGUGGAUACAGAAGAAUUCUUUCAGACGUUAGGAGAUAACACACAUUUCGUGAUCUUGGAAAAAGGACAAAAGUGGACCCCGGGUAGUAGGUAUGCUCCAGGUUACCAGCAGCCAAAGAAAUCGGGAAUAGCAAGGAUCACCUUCGACUUAUACAAAUUGAACCCCAAGGACUUCAUUGGCUGCCUCAAUGUGAAGGCCACCAUGUAUGAGAUGUAUUCUGUGUCCUACGACAUCCGGUGUACCAGUGCCAAGGCCCUGCUGAGAAGCAUGCUGCGGUUCCUGUCCUAUGCCACCCAGGUGACUGGGCAGUUUCUCAUCUAUACAGGCUCCUACAUGCUGCAGGCACUCAGUGACCCUGAAGAGCCUCCUGCUUCCAGAUCACGCUCCAAGGGAAAGUUCAUGUACGGAAUACGAUGGAGAUGGAGAAUGUUUUACAAAGGCAUGCCCGACCUCCUUUCCAAAGUCCCCCACCAUCUGUCGGGAGGGCUGGCGCGGGCGGGGUCCACGGAGCGGGGUCAUCCGGGGCCGAGGCGCAGGUCUUCGCGGCCCCCAGUCUCUAGCCGACUGUGGGAUCGCGUCACUCACGAAGAGUUCCGCGGCGGCGAUCCGGGCAAGUGA